UCCCCCCCCAGGCCGCGGAGUUUGGUGAAGGGGCUUUGAGCCGGGGGAGGGAGAGUGUGGGGCGGUUUUAUGCAUUUAUUUAUUUUUUUAGGAUGAAUGCGGGAGCCCUCUCUCAUUUUGACAACAAGGAGCACGUUUUGAAGCUGGGUGGUAGCUUUGACAGGCAGCCCAAGUGCGGCUUUCACACCAUCCGAUAUGAUUUCAAACCAGCAUCCAUUGACACUGCACGUGAAGGAGAUCUUGAAGUUGGUAAAGGGGAACAAAUCACAAUCACCUUUCCAAAUAUUGAGGGCUCAACAUCACCCAUCUCGGUGUUUAAAGGCUCAAAGAGACCUUACCUGAAGGAGUGUGUUCUCAUUGUGAAUCACGACACUGGGGAAUAUCGACUGGAGAAACUUACCAGCAACAUCACUGUGAAGAAAACCAGGGCGGAAGGAAGUAGCAAAAUCCAAUCUCGCCUUGAUCAACAGACCAAUCGUCUGGGGCAACAAAUGCGCCUCAAUGCCAAGGCCUCCCUUACAGCAAAGAAUUCUCCUCCAAAGGAAAAAAUGUCACCAACUUCUCAAAUGGAUGAUAUUGAACGAGAGUUGAUGGCAGAGGUUGGCACUAUGGACCAGCUGAGUAGCUCGGAUAGUUCAUCUGAAUCCAAGGGCUCUUCAUCCUCCUCUUCAAGUAGUGAUAGCUCCAGUGAUUCUGAGGAUGAGGCACACAAGCCUGCUCCCCUCCCAUCAGUAUCUUCCUCUCAUCCAGUUUCAAUGCCGUUAAUAUCACCUUCACUACCUCAGCAUCACACAUCAACAGCAGAUGUCGUCAGCAGCAGACCUGCAGAAUCUAUCAAUACGUUGCGCAGUGAUCUGCAGCUAAGUGACUCUGGAAGUGACAGCGAUGAGUAAAGAAUCCUUCGUUGUGUGACCGAAGAGACAGAGCGUGAUAAUACCACAAAUUUUUUUUUAAAACAGAUACCUGUGCCAAAAAGGAGGAGGAACAGGAAGAAAAUUGCCAUUGUAUAGCGGUGUUGUUUUUGAGUGAACGUGUGCGUGUAUACAUUCAGAUAAAUUAUACUUAAUAAACUUUUGUAGUAACAAACAGCUACUGCAAAAACUUCGAAGUAAUCAGUAUAAAGUGACAGUGAACGAAUGAGUUGUUGUAAGUUGGAAUGCAGCUAGCUGUGUUGUCUUUUUGAACCUGUUUCUUGUUUUCUGCCUUAAUGAUGUAUUGUGCAAUACUUGAUGUCUUAACUAAAUCAAUUCUGAGACUCUUAAAUCAGAUACUGAUACUCUGCACUAUCUGAAAAGGAAGGAACUUGUAAUUAUUGCAAUUACAUUAUGCUGUAAGCAGGACUUAAGGUUUUCAAACAUUUCGUUUUGCAUUUUCACAGACUUCUGGAAAUGGCUGUGUAUGUACACACAGAUGUGUGUAUAAAUGUUGAUAUUUUCCUCUAAUGGAAAGCACUUUUUAAGAGAAAAAACUUUGGCUGUUUUCACUGUGAGCAGUUUAUUUAAAAUGGAAAUAACCAUGGAAAUUUGAUUACAGAAUCACUUUUGGUACUUCCUUGAUCCAAGUGAUAUCAGUAAAGUUAUUUUUUUUUUUCUUUUCUCAACAGUGUGACUUAAGCGUGAUACAUUUAUAUUAAAAAUGUAUUUUGUAAAAUAUUUAAU
Stegostoma tigrinum is the source of this 1658-nucleotide messenger RNA. RefSeq names its product ELL associated factor 2 (gene eaf2). Bases 93 to 893 code for a protein of 266 amino acids. The transcript is spliced from 6 exons. Gene Ontology annotation, molecular function: transcription elongation factor activity. Lineage: Eukaryota; Metazoa; Chordata; Chondrichthyes; Orectolobiformes; Stegostomatidae. Gene Ontology annotation, cellular component: super elongation complex. The record is from RefSeq and is a predicted model, not a curated record. Gene Ontology annotation, biological process: positive regulation of DNA-templated transcription; regulation of transcription elongation by RNA polymerase II.